Cololabis saira (Pacific saury) is the source of this 1924-nucleotide messenger RNA. RefSeq names its product CMRF35-like molecule 3. The transcript has 6 exons. The record is from RefSeq and is a predicted model, not a curated record. Lineage: Eukaryota; Metazoa; Chordata; Actinopteri; Beloniformes; Belonidae. The coding region runs from base 599 to 1486 and encodes 295 amino acids.
UACAGUACUCAAGUAAAUUUACUCCGUUACUGUCCACCACUGGUUAGGGGAGUGCCUGCUCUCCUCUUGAUCUGAAUACGAUCCAGCUCCUUUAUCAGAACAGACAAGUUCUCACAUUGCCUCGGGCGUUCUUUCUGGAAAUAAGCACGAUUUUGUAUUGUUCAAGUGUGGUUCAACAAUGCCAUCGAGCUACAUCAGCCCUCAAGUUGCCCUCAGAUACCCGUGACACAGUCAGCAGACAACCCUCCUAUUGAGUUUGAUGGUAUCCAGCCAAAUGUCCUGUCCAUGUUUUUAGGCAAGUGGAUAUAGCUGCGGGAGUCUUACAUGAACACUGGAGACUUUAUAGCCCUGUUGCAGUCAUGAGCUGGUUCUCCCAAGCCAGAGAAAAGAAACAUUGAGAAUGAGAAGACCUGCUUUCUGCUUGAUAUUUUUUGUUUUAAACAAAUGCUAACUAAAGAGGCAUAUGGUAAAACAGGAUCAUGCCCUCUUCAUACUGAGACAAAGUGAAGAAAAACGAGCUGCUGCAGUCUUUAGCCACGCAUUCACAUUUGUGAAGCUUUCUGCAAACUUCUGAGAGCCUGAUGUUUUGUGGCAACUGAUGAUUAAUUGGAAGCUGCAUUAUUUUGCCAAGUGCGUUGUUCUUAACUGGGUUGAAAGAAUGAAGUUUUUUGUUUUCGUCGCUUUCUGCUGCUUCUCAGUUGUGUGUUUGGGUGCCUCAGACAUGCUGGAGGUGAGCGGCCAUGUUGGUGGAAAUGUCUCCAUCCCCUGUUUCGGGAGCUGGACCACAGAUGACGGCUCAGAAGACAACCGUGUAUAUUUCUGCCGAGGAGUCUGUUCUGGUGAAAACACUUUCAUUCAGACCAAGAUGAAAAGGUUUGCGCGGCGAGGAAGAUACAGCAUGGAGUUUGGCGGAAGAGAUGGUGUCUUUACUGUGACUAUAAGGAGACUGAGGAAGGCAGACACUGGGAGUUACCACUGUGGGAUGGAGAGAAGCUUUAACCUGUCAUACCAAGAAGUCAAUCUCAAAGUCCUAGAUGCAUCAACUGUUCCUUCUGGAUCCCCUCCAUCAGCUCCUACCAUCCUCCAAAUGGAAGAACAUAUUCCAGCCCAAGGCAUCUUUUCAUCCAGCACUGAACCAGCAGUCUUCACACUCCCCCCAUCCAAGGGGAAGAAAAAACACCAGAAAGCAAACAAACUCACAGAAACCACACUGGUCAUUAUAAUCUCAUGUAGCCUGGCUAUUCUGGUCUGUGCCAUUAUUCCUCUUAUAUUCUACAAACGCUGGCGCAGCAAUGCAGGUGAGGAUACGUCGGCAGAACUCAAAGCUGAGGGUGACUGGUGUGAAGAACACGCAGAUGUCGCGUCCACUCAGGGUGCAGUGGGGCUCCAGCCUUUAGAACCUGAGGUCCACCCAGAGUCCAGUGCUGGCGACAGCAUCCAGUACGCUGCCGUGUACGAGGCACUGGAUCCCAAAACUCUGGACUGAGCAGGGAUGAUUUUGUCUCUUUGCAUCUUUUGACAGCUAAUCUCACUCUUUUUUUCUGUCCUUUUCAGUCAAAUAAAGGACAGCUGUAUGAAGAUAAUUCUGUGUAGUUUCAUUUUCCAACUUUAUUUGAUAUCUGAGCCUUUUAUUCUUUAGUUUGUAGACAGGUAGCUAAAGAAUAAGAAAAAGUCAAAUAACAUAUAAUCUAUGUCAUAAAUUGUGCCAGGCGUAUUGUGAGACCGACAACAGAUGGAUGAUUAGGCCCAAUCCCAAUUCAACUUCACUUGCCCUUCUUUUCUCCACUCGCCCUUCUUUUCUUCCCUAACCCCUAAAAAAGAAGGGGGAGAUUUUAGGGCACUUGAGAUCUAGGGCACUUGGCCCAGGUGCCUGUCCCAUUUCUCCUACUCCCCCUCGUUUUCAUCCCUAACCUGAACAGGAAGC